CGUACACUUGCCACGCUAUUUGUACUAUUGGUAGGAGUUUCGUCCAGCACUGAGGAUGGAAUUGACAAUCAUGAACUUCAAAUCGUAAGCCACGUUGUGCAACGACACUGCAGUCUGCCAGGGCCCAGACUCGGACUCCAUACUAUGAUGUAAUGCAACCUUACAAGUACCAACGCGCUUCAAGCACCUCAGUCUCGACUCUCCACAUCCUACCACUACCAAUUAUCUGACCCUUGACAAACUCGCAAUGUCGAGCUUUCCCGAUUAUUAUGCGUUGCUGAAUGUGCCAAAGACGGCCACCGCGGAAGAGAUCAGACAGGCUUAUAAAAGGGAGUCACUCAGGACUCAUCCGGAUAGAUUGGCCAAUGCUACUGAAAACCAGAGAAAAGCGGCAACAGAAAAGUUUCAAGCAGUAGCAGAUGCCUACUAUGUUCUGUCGGACCCAGUACGACGGAAAGAAUAUGAUGCAUUAUACUCCUCGAAGAGCGCCGGGGAUAGAAGCAGUGACCCGAAGGCGUCUUCAAAUUUCUUCGCGCAUUUUGCCAGCAUGUUUGGUGGUGCAGGCGCAGCACCAGCUCAAGGGCCGAGACCUAAUGCUGAGAACGUAUUUGCGGACGUAUUUGACGAGCUCCUCCGUCCAGAGGUAGAACGUCACGUACCAUGGUGGUCAUACCUUGGCGCCGUUUGUGGUGGUGGAAUGGGAUUCGUAGUUGCUAAUCUCCCGGGUCUCGUGAUGGGCGCGUAUGCAGGUAACCGCAUCGGUGCGAUACGCGACGCCAAAGGUAAGAGUGUUGCUGCCGUAUUCUCCGAGCUUAGAGGGAGCCAGAAGGCGGAGAUAUUGCGCGCUUUGGCCGCGAAGGUGCUAGGCGCCACUAUGUGAUAAACAUGUUAUUAUUCGCUGUACUUAUGUUAUGUUCUGUAUCAUGUCCACGUACCCACGUACCCCAUUAGCGUAUCAUUGUUUUACUCUCAACUUGAAGCUGUCGGCAUGAUUGAACACACGAUCUCUAUGGAGCUGGAGUUAUUUGUGUGUGUGGGUCCAUGAAGUAGUAGCAGUACGAGAUGACCACAUACUUUAAUACUUAAACGGACU
Suillus paluster is the source of this 1093-nucleotide messenger RNA. RefSeq names its product DnaJ domain-containing protein. NCBI's taxonomy places the organism in Eukaryota, Fungi, Basidiomycota, Agaricomycetes, Boletales, Suillaceae. Bases 248 to 880 code for a protein of 210 amino acids. The record is from RefSeq and is a predicted model, not a curated record. The transcript is spliced from 6 exons.